Messenger RNA from Salvelinus sp. IW2-2015, 3770 nucleotides. RefSeq names its product potassium channel subfamily K member 2-like. Gene Ontology annotation, cellular component: plasma membrane. The record is from RefSeq and is a predicted model, not a curated record. Lineage: Eukaryota; Metazoa; Chordata; Actinopteri; Salmoniformes; Salmonidae. Gene Ontology annotation, molecular function: outward rectifier potassium channel activity; potassium ion leak channel activity. Gene Ontology annotation, biological process: stabilization of membrane potential; potassium ion transmembrane transport.
CCACCUGAUCUCCUUGACCCAAAGUCUGCCGCUCACAACUCCAAGCCACGCCUCUCCUUCUCGGCUGCCAAGCCGGUGGUCCUGAACUCCCCCGAGGACGAGUACGACACCAUGCGCUUCACCGUCAUGAGGUGGAAGACGGUAUCAGUCAUCUUCUUCCUGGUGGUGCUCUACCUUAUUGUGGGAGCCCUGGUGUUCCGGGCGCUGGAGCAACCCCACGAGAGCCAACAGAAGCUGGCCAUCCUGGCCGAGAAACUGGACUUCCUGUCGCUGCACGCCUGUGUCAACUCCUCCGAACUGGAGGACCUCGUCAAGCAAGUGAUCUCUGCCAUCAGAGCGGGCGUCAACCCAUCAGCAAACUCAUCCAAUCAGACAAGUCUGUGGGACCUAAGCUCCUCCUUUUUCUUCGCUGGCACUGUCAUCACCACUAUUGGCUUUGGGAACAUCGCUCCCCACACGGAGGGGGGACGUAUCUUCUGUAUCAUCUAUGCCCUCCUGGGAAUCCCCCUCUUUGGCUUCCUGUUGGCUGGUGUUGGAGACCAGCUUGGAACCAUCUUUGGGAAAGGCAUCAACAGAGUGGAGAAGAUAGUUGGGUCUCUCCCUCAAAAGUGGAAAGUGAGCCAGACCAAGAUCAGGGUGAUCUCCACCGUGAUCUUCAUCCUGUUUGGCUGUGUCCUCUUCGUGGCGUUGCCGGCGGUCAUCUUUAAACACAUAGAGGGCUGGAGCACGCUGGAAUCCAUCUACUUUGUGGUCAUCACCCUCACCACCAUCGGCUUCGGCGACUUUGUGGCCGGUGAAAAAGGUCUUGAAAAAGGUGGUUCUGAAAUAGAGUAUCUGGACUACUACAAGCCUGUGGUGUGGUUCUGGAUCCUGAUUGGUCUAGCCUACUUUGCUGCCGUGCUCAGUAUGAUAGGAGACUGGUUCAGAGUAAUCUCCAAGAAAACCAAGGAGGAGGUAGGGGAGUUCCGGAUCCACGCAGCAGAGUGGACGGCAAACGUGUCGGCUGAGUUCAAGGAGACGCGGCGUCGCCUGAGCGUAGACAUCUCRAACAAGUUUGAGCGUGCCGCCUCCAUUAAGCGUCGACUGUCCUCAGAGCUGGGCCUCAACCCCAUCACCCAGGAGAUGACCCCGGGCAGGAGGACGCUGUCCGUGAACCUGGGGCCAGGGGAUGAGAGGGAGGCCUACCCCAACCUGACUCUCUCCCUCACUCCUGUACCUGGAGCCCUGGCCCGCAAUGGCAGUGGACUCUACCUGAACGGACUCAGUCCGGACUACGCUGAGGUAGCCAUCAUAGAGAGCCUCUAGUGAUGAGACACCGGGGUUGUGGAAGGAACAUGGAGGUGAGACACAUUUAUGGUCAUCAGUGGAGAUCAUUAAGUGAGACUAGCACACACACGCUUGUGUGUUYAUGCUCACACUUGUGUGUUCAUGCUCACACUUGUGCUCAUUGGUUAAGAGGCUGGUUGGAGAGACAGAUAGACACUUCAAGUUGAGAUCUCAGGCAUACUGUAGGUGAGUUUUCAGACAUACACACAUGCACACACGYAUGUUCGUCAAAGGUGAUGAGAUACAAACACACACUAGGCUGUGCAGUGAUCGAUUGAGUGCUGUGAGGGAGAGAGACACUGGUCGAUCAUCACUUACAGUAGAUCGAUCAUCACACACAAAUACAAACACACACACUAAUUGAUGGAGCUUGUGGAGAGACACACGCAUUAAUGCUCCCACUCCACCUGAAUACACAGAGAGGCUCUGAAGUCUGCAUCAGAUGAAGAGGUUCUUCACUGUCCAACACUGUAUCAUCCAAGAUGAAACUUUCUCUAAGGCCUUUUACCCAACAAGUGUUAGGUUCUCACCAGGAGGCAACAAUAAUCACCAAACUUACGGAGCAUGAAGUUGAUGUAUUUCCAAGAUUGUGUCUUUUUUCGUUUCAGUUGACACUUUUGUAUGGUUCGUGUAUUCAGACUACUAGGGCAGCAUUUAUUUAAUGCCUUGCUUUCAGUAAUGACACCGCUUACAGUUUUAAAGCAGAAUGUUUGGAUCAUUUUUUUACCUUCAAGAAGGACAUGCAGCUUUUUACCUAAGGAAUAUUCCAAGUGCCUUAAAUAUUGGAAGAACACUUUGAACAGUGUUUUGGAUUGCCGGUGCAUGUUGGACUGAGUCUUAUCUAUCUGGUUCGUUAUCAAGUCUUAAUUCUUACUUAAGCAAUCCUUGAGAAUAUUUGUACAUUAUUUAUGCGUCUUUUAGAGAACACAGCAACACAUCAAGUAACAAGGAGAAGGUGCAUGGAAGGAUAUGAACUUUGACYUUUUGAAGUGGAGAUUUAACAGAAGACAAAGCAUACAAGCAUAUUUCCGAUUGGAGCUGGACUGACUGGGAUAUUUCUGACCUCUUUGUCUGUGUGUGUCAACCAUUUUGUCCCUGUUACUGUCCCAUUGUCCCCUGCAUGCAAUGGUGACUUUGUCAUUCAGGCGCAUUACUGAUAGAAUGUCACUCUCUUCCUCCUACUCCUCCUGUUCCCCUCCUCUCCUCUUCAUCCCUCCUCCUCUCCUCCCACUCAUAGACAAACGUAGACACUCUAUUUAUCAAAGAGAGAAAUGGUCCUACAGAAGCAUAUCAACCAUUCACCUCUAUGGUUGCCUUCAAUAACUCUGUAUCCCAACAACUCAUCCAUGUAUGUGGAAAUAGUAAGGUAAGAUAUGUAUUUAUCUCAAUGUUAAGUCCAUCAAAAGCAGAAGUGAUCUGCACACAUAGUACAAAGACUCUAAGAUUCUUCUUUUGCCAUCUUUGGUUGGUUUUCUUAACGCAGCAGGGGGRGGGAGAGGGGGUGUUAAACACAGAGGUUUUGGCUAAUGCUUCGUCAUUUAGUCCCUCACUUGGUCUGCACAUCACUAUUUCUGGGGUUAAACAGAAUACUCAUCAUAAAAAACCCUCUUCCUGUGUCCACCUGUGAAUAACAGUAUGCUAUCUAAGCAAAGCUCGAGGAAGACAGGGCUUAUAUCAUGGAGUUCCAUAUUGAUGAAUACUUCUCAAUGGGUGGUGGAUGUAGAAGGCAGAUUAGGGAAAUAGCUUGGUAGCCUCAAGGUUUAAUCCGGCUUCUCUCCUCUGACAGGCUAUUCAUCAUGUUGGAUAGAAAUAUAUUUGGGACAUACAUAUAUUGUAUUUUCUUAUACAAAUCAGGCCCAUUUUAUGCAUUUUACUCACUGUUUAUUUUGAUUGGGUGUGUGGGUAAUGGGCAUGGUUAUUGGCAUGGUUAUGGGCUUGGUUAUGCAAUGUGUUAUAAGGCUGAGGGGAGACGCAAUGAAGAAAUGACUUGGAUUGUUACUUCAAUGAAGGGGGAUGCAAUGAAGAAAUGACUUGGAUUGUUACUUCAAUGAAGGGGGAUGCAAUGAAGAAAUGACUUGGAUUGUUACUUCAAUGAAGGGGGAUGCAAUGAAGAAAUGACUUGGAUUGUUACUUUAAUGUGUCUUUAAUGUGUCUUUAACUUUAAUUAUUUUUUCUGUGCUUUCUUAUUUCCAAUCACGUUUUUAAUGUCAUAUCUUGCCAAAACAUCACACAUGUACCUCUCAUGUGCAUCAUACAAUACAGAACAAAGUGUCUUACAAAUGCCCAUUUCAUCAAGAAACAGGUUUACAUUCAAUUUUUGAACAGAGUAAUGGUUGUUAACUGAAAGUAUGAAUGUUUGAAUGGUGAGAAAGCAGCCAGGUCACCUGUGAUACAAAUCAGUAUUUGAAAUCCAUCCAUUUUUUUUUAUUUAACCUUUAUUUAAC